AUGGAUUCCCACGGCCCUGAAACCUGGUAUAUUCGACUGCCCAGGUUUACGCGGGCCUUCAUCACCAUAGUACUCGGGUUGACGCUGCUGGUUUUGUUCAAGGGAGUGCAGCCGUCGACACUGUCACUAAACUGGCCGCUGGUCCUCCAAAAACUGCAAGUGUGGAGAGUUUUCACCAACGUGCUCUUCGUAGGAAAGUUCUCGCUGAGAUGGGUCUUCUUCGUGAUGCUAUUUUCGCAGUUCUCAGCCUCACUCGAGAAGAACGCAGUGUUCGCAGGCUCUCCAGGAUCGUAUCUGUAUUUCCUCGUCAUCCAGACGGUGACGCUGUCGUCAGUGAGCGCAGCGUUCUUCUGGCCAUCAGGCUACCCGUACCUGGCCGACGCGCUCCUCUUCUCAAUAAUAUACUACUGGUCAAAGAGGGACAUGUUCAGCGUGGUGACGAUAUACUUCGUCACCGUAAAGGGGUACCAGCUCCCGUUCGCAAUGAUGUUCCUGCACCUCGUGAUGGGCUCGUCGCUGUGGGUGGACCUGAUGGGAAUGAUUUCAGGCCACAUAUACUACCUACUGCGCGAAGUGCUGCCGAGCAAAGGUGAGAAUGCGUGUUACAAAAACUACCUGGCCAGGACCCCAAAGGUGUUCGACUACAUCGCGAACCAGCUCGAUAGACUGUACGCUAGGUUCCUGCCAGCCUCGGGAGCCACGACCGGUUCGUUUCAAUACAGGCCGAGGGCGACGGAAACCAGAAAUCAUGGUUUCAUAGGAAGGGGAAUAAGACUGGGCCACUCGUAA
Molecule: messenger RNA, 789 nt
Organism: Theileria orientalis strain Shintoku
Lineage: Eukaryota; Apicomplexa; Aconoidasida; Piroplasmida; Theileriidae
Exons: 3
Coding region: 1-789 (262 amino acids)
Biological process (GO): endoplasmic reticulum unfolded protein response
Cellular component (GO): Hrd1p ubiquitin ligase ERAD-L complex; endoplasmic reticulum membrane
Molecular function (GO): misfolded protein binding; ubiquitin-specific protease binding
Source: RefSeq, a predicted model, not a curated record